AUGCCUAGCUUGGCAAGGGCUUUGGAGGCUAUCGCAUCUGCUCUUCAACAACAGGGCGAUGUUUUAGUGCAACCGCACGAAACGGCUCUGCAACAAUUAGAAGCGGCUAGGCUGAAUUCCGAAGCAGUCAAAGAGAACAUGAUUCAGGAAUGGACCUUAGAAAACUUUCUACAACACCGUCCACCUACUUUUAAUGGGAGGACAAGUCCGGACGAGGCUGAUCUAUGGAUAAGAAAUAUGGAAAAGAUUUUUUAUGCGAAAAAUUGUUCAUCAGAAACUAGGUUGGCAUACUCCGAGUAUCAGCUGUUUGGAGAAAAAGUACACUGGUGGGACAACAUGAAGCUAGUAUUAAAGGAAGGUGGUGAGAUUAUUACCUGGGAAGUUUUUAAGAAUAAGUUUUAUGUUGAGUACUUUCCGGACAGUGUAAGAUAUGCAAAAGAGGUGGAGUUCUUGCAGCUCGUGCAAGGUAACAAGUCGGUAGCUGAGUAUGCAGACAAGUUCAAACAUUUGGGACGUUUCUACACCCAACCAGCAAAUGAGGAAUGA
This is a messenger RNA of Vigna angularis (adzuki bean), 546 nucleotides long. RefSeq lists its product as uncharacterized. Lineage: Eukaryota; Viridiplantae; Streptophyta; Magnoliopsida; Fabales; Fabaceae. The transcript has 2 exons. Bases 1 to 546 code for a protein of 181 amino acids. The record is from RefSeq and is a predicted model, not a curated record.